Molecule: messenger RNA, 4068 nt
Organism: Musca vetustissima
Lineage: Eukaryota; Metazoa; Arthropoda; Insecta; Diptera; Muscidae
Gene: l(3)mbt
Exons: 6
Coding region: 1-4068 (1355 amino acids)
Biological process (GO): regulation of DNA-templated transcription
Cellular component (GO): nucleus
Molecular function (GO): zinc ion binding; protein binding
Source: RefSeq, a predicted model, not a curated record
AUGAAUGUAACAAGUGCUGUUAAUGCCAACAACAACACCACCAGCAAUAUUCCAUCAUUGAUGUCUUCCAAUACGGGUGGUGGUGGUCAUGUUACUUAUGUUGUGACAACACCACAGACACAAAAUUUUGCUCCACUAUUAUCCUCGGGUCAAAAUGGUACGGUUAGUGUGCUAUUGACAACAGCAGCGGGGCCAGUGGUACCAAAUACAACAAAUUCAUUGGCAACAUCUGGUCAUGUUGCAGCAGCACCACAGCCACCAACAACAUCGUUUAUAAUACGUAACACAUCAACACCACAAAUUAAAGGCCAGCAACAACAACAACUUCAUAAUCAAGGUUUUAAUACAAAACAACAAUUGAAUCCCAAUAAUCCAAAUAAAAGUGAUUUGACAAAACAACAACAACAAAUUAAAAAUAAUUCCUUAACAAAUGUUAAUAACAUGGCAGCAGUUGCAGCAACAACAACAGCAACACUGGCUCCUGGUACAACAUUAUUGAAAACAUCAUUAUUACAAAGCAACAACAACAAAUCAGUGGGUGCAUUACCAACUGCCACAAAUUUACAAAAUAAAAUUAACAAUAAUAAACCCAAAGCCCAACAAUUACAAAAAUCAACAAUGAACAAUAACAUCAAUGCUGCUUCCCAAACAUUAUUGGUGAAAUGUGAUGUUGCAGGUGGUAAAGUGGCCACCCCCAAUCCACAUACCAUUUCCCCAGCUUCAUUAAUCAACCAAACGGUGCAAAAACUACCACAAGUUAGUCUAUUGCAAAAUUCCAAAUCCAAACAAGGAACUCCAGCAGCCAGCAGUGACAUGGGAAAAUCUGCUUCAACUCAGCUGAUAAUUGCUGAGAUAUCAUCCUCCUCCUCGAUUAAUCCUCAUGAAAUCAAGGUGGGAAAUCUAAAUGCCGAAGUGUCUUUGAUUAAAAAACCAAAUUCAAAUAAUAAGGAUGUCUUAACAAAAGCACAAGCUACAACAACAAUAGUUAAAGAAACAAAUUCCCUAUUAAAACCCAUUAGUGGUAGUGGCAGUGAAGUAACUAGAAAAAGGGAAAUCAAUGCCACAACAACAAGUGAAUCAAGUGAAAAACAAGAAUCCUUUCCACGGAAUCAACGUUCCCAAUCAUACAAUUGUAACCCAGCCACACAUGCCAUUCACAAUAGUGCUGCAGCAAAUGAGCGGCGGCAUUCAGAACCUGCCAAGCUACCGGAAAAGGCUGGUGUCGUGGAAAUAAAUGAAAAAACAAAAUAUGAAGAUGAGGAAUAUCUUGUAAGUUCAGGAGAAAAGUCGGAUAACAAAGAAACCAAUGAAAAUCAAAAACCAGCAACGGAGCAGAGGGAACAAAAAACCGAAGAUUCCCAAGAUUCCGAUGGUGAUGAUGACGAUGUUACCAUAUUACCCGUAGAUGAUUCCUUUACCGAACCCAUUGAAAUUGAUGAUGACGAAGAGGAGGAGGACGGGGUUGUAGAUGAAGACGAACAAAUGAAAACAAAUAAUAUCACCCCCAUCAGCAGUCCCACCACCAGGGAAAAAAAUAAAUGCAAUGAAUCUUUGUUGUGUGAUGAACAGGUCCUUAUUAGUUCUUCAUCUUCCAUAUCCAAUCAAUCAUUGGAACAAGCCACCAGCUCAUCCUCCACAAGAAAUUCUCCCAAAAAUGGUAUUUCAAAUGCCAGCGACAGUAUGUCCCCCAUUCUAAAGAAAUCGCUAACAGAACGCAAGCAGCAGCAACAACAUCAUCAUCCUCUACAAAUUGUCAAGGAAGAACCUGUGAUGGCAGCACCCACAUCAUCAUCGUCAUCACCAACCAACAAUUUCUCAGCUGUAUUGGAAAUGCUUUCCAAUUUUAAUAUGUUAAAUUGGAGAGAACGUCUGGGCACUGGUCGUGGUACUGUUAUGAAAUUUGAACUGAACGAAUUCAAUCUGUUGCAAUUGCACGAGAAAAUACCUACGAGAACCAAAACGCAUACGGCAUUUGAAAGACCCGUUUAUGAACGUGACACGUUACAUGUUCGUUCAGAAAAUGGUGAACCCAUCACAUAUUACACCUGUCGACGGUGUAAAGUUCGUGCAUCGGCAUUGGAUUUUUUGGCACCAGAAUUUUGUUCAUUUCAUUGUUUGAAACGUGACUGCCGCAAACGACAACGCGAAGACAACGUCAGUAUUCUGCGUAAAAAACAGCGUUAUUCCAACAACAGCAGCAGCAACAACAACAACAAUCCACCACCAUUGGCAUAUAUCAAUCAACCGAAAUUCCGUUGGUCCAACUAUUUAAAGGCAAAUUACACAUCAAUGGCUGCACCCAUAUCUCUGUUCCUCAAUCCAUUUCCAACGGGUCCUAACAACUUUAAAAUUGGCAUGAAACUCGAAGCCAUUGAUCCGGAAAAUUGUGCUCUAUUCUGUGUCUGCACUGUCGUCGAUAUACACGGCUAUCGUCUAAAGUUGAGCUUUGACGGUUACGAUAAUUCCUAUGAUUUUUGGUUAAAUGCCGAUUCAAUGGAUAUCUUUCCACCGGGAUGGUGUGCCAAAACCAAUCGUAUUCUCCAGCCACCCAAGGGCCAUAAUGCCAAUAAAUUCAAUUGGCAAACGUACUUGAAUAAGGAAAAGGCCAUGGCAGCCCCAAGGCAUUUGUUUACCCAUUUGAAUUCGUCUUCCCUGACGCCAAGGAAUCCGUUUCAGAUUGGCAUGCAUUUGGAAGCAGAAGAUCUUAAUGACACCGGAAAACUGUGUGUGGCCUCUGUCGCCGAUGUCUUGGACGAUCGCAUACGCAUCCACUUCGAUGGCUGGGAUGAUUGUUAUGACAUUAUUGUGGAUAUUAAUUCACCCUACAUACAUCCAUGUGGUUGGCACGAGGGUCGCCAUCAAUUGGUGGUGCCACCAGAUUGUGAAAAUUCCGCCUUUAAUUGGCAAUCGUAUAUCCGACAACAGGGUAGCGGUCUGGUGGCCAGUGAGGAAAUUUUCGUUCCCAGAGAACCGAUACAUUUCAAACCGAAUAUGAAAUUAGAAGUGGUCGAUCCACGCAACUCUUCAUUGAUACGACCGGCCACCGUGGUAUCACACAAGGGCCACCGCGUCAAACUGCAUCUCGAUGGUUGGCCUAAUGACUAUUGCUUUUGGCUGGAAGAUGAUAGCCCCGAUCUACAUCCGAUUGGUUGGUGUGAUGCCACUGGUCAUGAACUGGAACCACCACCAGGCUUCCAAAUGCCGAAACAAAAGAUGCCUUGCCCUACCACCGGAUGUCGUGGUAUCGGCAAUGCCAAAAAGCCAUUUAUGCACGUACAUGCCACAAGGGAUUGCUGUCCUUAUGUACCCGAGAAUUGGCGUAUUGUAAUGGAGAAACCACCACGUUUAAGUUAUGAUGAAAUUGUACGCACACUGCCCAAGUCACACACAGCCAACAAACACAAUACUCAGCAAACCAGUCAAUCAAAUAAUCAAAAUUCCGCUAGUCAGCAACAACGUUUGAGUGAUCAACAAAUUCUGGAACGUCUGCAAAUGUUGGAUAGCAUCAAAACCCACAAUGUACAACACAUGGGAACACAAGAGAAAUUCGCCGCCAAUUCAAAGGAAUUACUGGGCAUUCCCUUGCCAAGCAAUAUCAAGCAAGAAGAAAUUAAAUGUCCCUCCACCACCUCCUCCUCUUUGUCGUCGUCAUCAACGAACAAGAAGAAGACGGGAGACUCAACCGCUUCGCCUCCGCUAGAUAUUCAUCUGGAAAUAGCCAAAGAAUUUCUAUGUGAUUAUGGACCCAGGCUACAGCACAACUAUGAUAUUUGGCAAAAGAAUUUCACCUUUGACACAACAAAAAUUAAACGCAACCCAUUGACAUGGUCUGUCUCCGAGGUGGGGGUAUUUGUCGAUCUCUAUUUGAAUUGUCGUCAAACAGCUGCUCUAUUCGCCCAGGAGGAUAUCGAUGGACAGGCAUUUUUACUUUUACAACAAAACGAUUUAACCGAGAGAUUGGGAAUGAAAUUGGGACCCUCAGUCAAAUUAUACGCCUGUAUAUUACAAUUGAGGACAUUGGCUGUAAGCAAAUUUAAAACAGCAUAUCGUAAAACAUCAUUACAGUAA